ACGUUCACUAUCGCCCCUCCUGCACCGAUCACUGGCAGCUGCCAAUUCUGACCUAUGCACUUUUGCUCCCGUUCCUACUCGUGCUCCGCACUUCUCUGGAGGCGGUUCCGCUGGCCCUCCGAAUGGCAGUGGCCCACCUGGUGGAAAUGGUAAUGGGAACGAUCCUGUCGGCUCUGGUGCGUAUGGUGGAGGUGACGGUGGCAGUCGUGGUCCGAGUCGCGCUCCUGGAGGCGGUCCGCCUGACAAUAAUGCCCCGUGGUGACGACGGCCCCCCUGGCGGUGGUCCGCCGGAUGGAGGCCUCGAUCCUCCAUCAAUGCGACCGUCCGGACGACCUGAGACGUUUCAGUGCGAAAGGUGUCAGGAGCGAUUCUCCGUCGACCUUCGACGAAACUGUGUUGUGUGCAAGUACACAUGCUGCAAUACGUGCUGCCGAGAUCCAAUGCGGAUUUGCAUCGUUUGCAUCGAUCGCGCAAACGGAGGCGUUCCUGUUUCCGACGGGAACUCCUCGCAGCAGAAAGGCAGCUCGAGUGCCACUGAUGACAAGAAGGCCAAGUGCAAGACGUUUCGUCUUGAACCCGAGCCCGAUCCUGCACAUCUUCGGCGUUGGAUUGUUGACAUGAAGGAGAAAGUUGCGAAUGCGUUCGCAUACGAUCCAGUUUAUGCUCUGCAAUGGGUUGAUUUUGUCGAUGGGUCGCGAUAUGAGGACCUCAUCGAGGAGUGCAAGUAUGGUAUGCUUGAGAACGAAUGCAACGCUGCUUUCCGCGACUGCAUCAAGUCCAUUGCGCUGAAGAACAAGAUUCAGACCGAAACGGAGCGUAUGCACACUGUUGGCAGACGUCUUGGAAGCCGUCACAUAUUGUGGCUCCUUUAUGAUUUCUGGAGACCACAUGUGACGGGUGAUACGACUCUCAAGAUCGUUGACCUUAUGAACGUAAGCAUUGAUCGCUUCCGAUAUGGUGUUGAGCAGGAGAGGCUUGAAGCCUUCUGCGAUAAGUUCGAUCAUGUUCUAGCCGGUAUCUCUGUUGACCGGCCACCUGAUCAGAUGCUAUGUGCUAUGUUCUACGAGCAAGUUCGGGAAAUGCGUUGUCUCGAACUCGAUAUGUCGCUCUGGGACAGAGAUACGUCCGUGCGUAAAGAUGUAUUCCGCUGCUCGAUCUUCGUCUGGCAGGAGACACAGCGCUGCGAGGAUCGCCUAAGAGAGGGUCGCCGCGACGUGGCUCUCCGAGACGUAGAUCCCACAGCCCCGGUCGGGCUGCUCCUGCGCCUACGCGUUGUCGCGGGUCGAUCUGAUCUCCCGCGAGUGUACCCCGCUUUGCCAGCACCCAUCAUCCUGCAUGAGAAUGUGGUUGCUGCUGGUGAGGCUCCUCUUGAAGAUGAUGAUUCAUGGCUUGAAGAGCUGGAGAAAGAAGGCGAGAGGAAGAGAAGUGAGCCGAUUGUCCCGACAGACGGGAACAAGGGCCACACGAUAAAUCGAAGCCUCGUGCCCCCAAUCCUGACCAUGAGCCCCGUGCUAGGGAUCUCAAGCCUGAGGACUCACCUCGCGAUAAAGGUUUCAAGUUUCAAGGAGUUUGGUGAGCAUGUUACGAUCGAUACUAUGGUGUUACAUGGAUUAGGAAACAGAGGUAACAACGUCGAGACGGACGCCAUUGUCUUUUACGAUUUGGCAACAGGAUGGCUUGAGACUGUACCUGUCAAAAGCCGCAACAACGCGGAAACGCUCAGAGCAUUUCACCAGGUCUUUGGUAAGAUCAGUGAUAUCAACUCGAUAUCUGUUGAUACUCAGCGAUCAUAUGCUCCCCCGAACAUUCGUGAAGUAUAUUGUGACAAGGCAAAGGAAUUCAUUUCCGUCUGCAAGAGACUGGGGAUUCCUGCCGAGCACUCUACUCCGGGAAUGCCUCGGACGAAUGCGGUUGUUGAGAGCAAGGUGAAGCUCGUAUUGCAUGGAGGACGGGUUGCGCUGAGACAAGCUGGUCUGGAGGCCAAAUUCUGGCCGUAUGCCUGUAGGCAUUUCUGUCUCGCUCGCGACAUCGAGAUGCGCGACGGAUCCUCGGCAUACCAAGCCAGGUUCGGAAUCGACAAAUUCGCUGGCCAAGUUUGGCCAUUUGGGUGCCUUAUCGAUUUCUUUCCUACCCCAGCUCGCAAGAAAACCCGUCGGAACAAUGCUGAUGAGGUUGUGCUGGGAGAUGGAGAGGAGUAUGCUCUUCCUGCCGAUCCUGUUGACGCUGGCGAACUUAUUGAUGUCGAGGUAACGUUCGAUGAUGAUGGUUUCGCUGAAUGGUUCGAUGCAGGUGAUGAGGACCACGACGGUGUCGAUAUAACUGUCGAUGGGAAAGGAAAGCUCUCGUCUUACCAGCGUGCUGGGAAGUUUUCGCCUACCAGCAGACCUGGUAUCCUUCUUGGAUACCACUUUGAAAUUGGUGGGAAAUGGAAUGGCGAUUAUCUUGUCGCUGAUCUCGAAGAUUUCAACCGAGACGCUGGUCGUGCCAGCGUUCACCAGGUGAAGCGAAUCUAUAGCUCUCCAAAAGAGCAAUGGACCUUCCCGAUGCUAGCGAUCUACGAUAAACGGUCGCGCACCUCAUGUAUUGACGAUCCUGCGAUGCAGGCUGUCACUUAUGAGAAACCUGAUCGCACUCGAUUUUCCGAUGAGUUUGAUGAAACUGAACUCUUUGAUUUCGAUCAGGAUCGCCAACUGUCCGAUGAGGAACUAAGGAAGAAACGUGAUGCCGAGUCGCAUGCUGAGUCUUCUCAUGGUGGUAAUGUAGAUUUCUGGGAUUAUGAUCCCAAGACUCACAAAUGGACGUAUCACGUCAUUGUUCCUCGAAAGGCUAUGGUUCAUCCCUCGAAGACACCAGGCGCUUUGGGUGUGCCGCCCAAUCGAGAGAAGCUGUCAUCCGUCCGAACUUCCCAUGUGCAAUAUGCAGGGAAGUCUCCCGCUACGAUAAGGGAAGAGAUGUUCUCUUUCGAGAAGACUCGAUUGAUGCAGUUGAGUCAGUUCUAUGACGAGGGAUUCACACCCAAGAAGAUGCGAGUUGUGAGGCGGGCUCGCUUUGAUGAUCCGUCAACACUGUCCGAUGCUCGAAUCACUAUGGCCAUGAGCGAUGGCACCGAGUUCACUGUUCAGGAUUCCUGGCGCGCUGCCGCGAUGGUUAAGGUGAAGACUGUUGUCACAGGCAUAACGAUCGAGAAGCGAACUGCCUGCGCUGCAAGUGGAUUCCUCGGUCAUGCGCUGAUCUCCUCAGAAUCCCCUUGCUUAGCCUCUGCUCCUGCUGCGCCCGUGCCAGACACACCGCAACCUGAGGAGCACCCUUCUAUGCCCAAUCGAAGCGCGCCUUAUGAUCAUCGCGCGUCCGAUUCAUCAGUGUUUUUCUACAGCGCGUGUGUGGCACGGCCGGUUGACCGGAAGGAGCGAGCGUCCAAUCCCAAAGCCAAGGCCGCUCUUGAUAAGGAAUGGAACAAGCUUAUCACCCAGGGAUGUUGGGAUUAUAAGUCUGUGCGUGAAUGGCGAGAUGUGUCCAAUGAAGCCAUAUCGCACGGUGAGACUGCUCACGUCGGACGCAUUUUCGAUAUAUGCGUUGAAAAGAACUCUGAAUUACCAGAGUCCGAUCCAAGUCGCAAGUUUAAGGGGCGUGUGGUGUUCGAAGGAUGUCACGUCAAGGAUGAAGGGAACAAUUGGGCUAUUUUCUCCGAGAUCACCUCUUGCCCGGCAACAAUGGAAGCUGGAAAGGCUGCCGAUGCGUUCGGCCUGCUUCCAGGUCAUGAGAUUCAGGUUGCCGAUGGUGAAUCCGCGUAUACCCAGGCCAAGCUCGGCGGUCCGCCUACAUGGGUUCGAUUGCCUAAGGAUCGAUGGCCGCCUGAAUGGGUCGGCAAGUAUCACGAUCCCGUAGUGAGGCUUGUCUUGGCGUUGUAUGGCCACCCUGAUGCAGGAGGGUUCUGGGAACAGCACUGUGAGAAGGCAUUGCGGUCUGUUGGCUUCGAGCAGUGCCCGGACUGGAAAAGUGUGUUCCGUCAUCCUAAGCUGAAUUUGAUGCUUGUCGUGUAUGUCGACGACUUCAAGCUAAGUGGGCCUACGGAGAAUCUGGCCAAGGGCUGGAGUCUCAUGGCUUCUAAGAUCAAGCUUGAACCACCGUCUGCUAUCAAACGAUAUUUGGGGUGUGAGCACGUGUUGUUCUCUUGUGAUGUCUCUGGUCCAUUCGAUCCUCGUACGUCCUGGACCAAACACGAAGAGCCUAAGAAGCCAUUCCCCGAGCUGACGUUUGGUGAAAAUGCGAUCACUGUCCCGCAGGGCUCCACAGGCUCCCGCAAGAUUCGUAUGAUCAAAUAUGAUAUGCGAUCCUUCAUGGAACAAUGUGUCGCUCGAUAUGUUGAGUUGUGUGGUCCUCGAUAUAAGGCCACCUUGCGGAGGGCGGAUACGCCUUUCCUGGACGAGUCGCGUCCUGAGUUCGAUGUCAACCCCGAUAGUCCUGAGGUAAAUCGUUUGAUGGGCCAUCCCAACGAUUCGCCGGCCCCUCCGGGGAAGGGUGUUCUAGGGGCUCUCGCCAGUCUCACUACCAAGUGGGAUGGGCUUUGCGAUAAGAAGCUGCAUCGUCUGGUGUGUUACAUCAACUCGACGCUCGAUCUCAACCUUUAUGGGUGGAUUGGUGACUCGCCCGAAGAUCUUGAAUUGGUGCUUUAUUGCGAUCCCGAUCUGGCUGGUGAUCGAACUGACUCUAAGAGCACUUCGGGUGUGUUCAUGUGUCUUCUUGGACCUCGCAGUUUUAUGCCUCUCAACGCCCUGUCCAAGAAACAGACCUCGGUUUCGAAAUCUACGCCAGAGGCUGAAAUUGUGUCGCUCGAUCAUGCUGUGUAUAAGCUCGGCCUCCCCGCUUUGUCCAUGUGGGAGUACAUGAUGGGUCGGCGUUUUCGCCUUCGUGUCAUGGAAGAUCAUGAGGCCGCCAUACGUGUUGUGAUUACGGGUCAUAAUCCUAACAUGCGUCACAUGUCUCGUACUCAGCGUAUCGAUAUUUCAGCAAUGAAUGAGCGCUUUCAUCAUGGCGAUUUCCUGUUCGUUACGUGUCCCUCACAGUUCGAGGCCGGUGAUAUUCUCACUAAGGCAUGCACUGAUGCCAAGGGGGGAAUUCAAAUUGAUGAUCCACAAAAGAUUUGCGAUAUCAACUGUUUGCACAUUGGAAACGACAAGAAGUUUCACCUUCCUAGCGGAUCGUCCCGAUCCAAUGUCGCAAGUCUCAAGAAAGAGGUAAAGCAUGUUGCCAGUCAGGUGCUUCCAAGUGCUAUUGCGAAGGUCAUUAUGCUGGUUGUAGCUGCCACGGGCUGCGAACUCCUGCGCCGUGCCGCGUUGAAUAAGAAGGAGCCUGCCGAUACGGGCUCUGAUGUUCCGAUGGAGGACGUUGAGGGUGCCACGAUGGCCAAGGGCAGAUCCGAUAAGUCUGUCAAGAAGAAGGAGCAUCAGCACCCUGAAAUGGUUAUUUUCAAUACCUUCAAACGAUGCAAUCUCGAUGACGCUCCCCGAAACCACGUGGCCAAGUCCAUGGUGGAAGUCGAUCGCACCGAGAAGCUGAAGCCGAUCCUUACCAGGGCGGUGAUCAGCCUGAUGAAAAUCCUGCACCCCGCGUUUAUGGGGGGCAAGACACCUCCCAAUCCUGUGACCGAUAUCAUAGAGAGGUGCCAGGUGCUAGUAGCUGCGACUUUCGCCCGAACUGUCGUUCUAUGUGCCCAGUCGAAGUCGCGCGAGGUCUCGAUAGGUCUUGCCACUUCCAUGCUUCGUCAUUGCAUGGCUUUUGAGGCUAAGACGCUGGCGCCUAACAGCAACAGGACUCGGAUCGAUAUCCAAGUCAUGGACCGCCUCGGGCCGCGUAUGUUUCCAUCCCCGCUUGCGUCAUGGGGAUCCCAGUUGUAUGGGGCAUCCUCCGCCACGGCAACCGAUAGGUGGCUUCAAACGGAUGUUUCGAUAGGUUCCAACUUCCACCGAGGCAAGUUGCCCCAAUCGGAGAACAGCAAGGCAGACGUCGAUCAGAGAGUAGGCUUGGACAUCUUCCGAUGCUUCUUGCAGCUUCGACCUACACUUACCUUCUUGCCGGGUGGAUUGUUGGCUGAGAAGGCUGAGUCUCGAUUUCCGACUCUGCAGUCACUCACCGAACAGUCCGACCGACUAUCCAAAUGCAGAGCGGAGGUGGAUGGGAAUCUUCCCAAAGCCGAUAUCAAUGGAAUUCCAGAGGUUGCUGGCAUGAACUGGGAAGUAUCGCGCGAUAGCGAUGAGGAGUUGACGGGAUGGCCAGCCUACUUGAGGCGCAUGGCCGAUGCCUUUCCUGACUACUGCGUCACUAUUGAUGAUUGCUUGGAUUGGGGAGCUGCGACCAUCAUGGCAUAUUCCGACGGCACGGGAAAGACUACGAUCGGUCCCAACGAUAUGUGGACCUACGUGCCGCUCGCAGGCAGUAAUGUCACAAAUCCCGAAGAUACGUUACUGCACGGCACCUCGCUUCGACACUUAUGGUCUAUUUUGGCACACGGAGGACUGCUUGGGGCCGAGUACGAAAUUGAUGACGGCUCUCUUAAGCCCUGCGUGUGGCUGUCCCACUCCGCCUCGGAGAUUCGAUCCUACGCACCAUCAUGCUAUAUUGGUGAUGGAUACUGGUUCCAGAUUAUGGCAUGCGUUGACAAGAGCCUCGUUCCCGAGGGCGAUCCUAAUGUCUCUCGGGGAAAAGGGGGGUCGAAGAAACAGAUCCGAGUUGCAACGUCUAUGCUCGAGAUAUGUGGAAUUGCGGUUCGGCCGCAUCGAAUCAGUGAGUACUUCACUUCGCAGAAGCAGUCCGAGACAAAUCCGAAGCAUCUCGUACAUGGGUAUCGAUUUCUCGAUCCAAAGGACUGUAUGUCGACAUCAUGGCAUCCUUGGAUGGAGGUUAACCCAAUCGAUCCGCCCAUAAUUCUUGCCACUGGCCAUAUGACGGGAUCUGUCUCGGUUGAAUUCGCUCCAUUCGCGAUGACUGGAACUGGAGAUGACGCGCACCCGGGAGGAACCGAUACUCCUUCCGCGGGUGCUCAACUGGCAACGCCGCAACAGUCAGACGCCAUGUCUGAUGGCGGACACACCCCAGUCGAUCUGUUUCAAGUGUCUGAUAUGGAUGUCUCCGCAUUCCGAUCCAUGGUUUUUCCAUAUUUUCAGAAGCAGGUGCCGCAGUUUGGAGAGGGCGAUCACUUCCAGCUUCCGGCGCCGGCCAAGGCCACUCGCGCUGUCAGUGGGCUUCAAGAAAAGUGGAAUACAUGGUGCAAGGCGUACGAAAAGAUGUUUCGUAUCGUCUUCGGUCCGAUAGCUAUUAUGCCCGGGCGAUAUGAUUCCAUCUACUACGACGACUCCGAUACCGCCGCCGUCGUAAACCGAGGUCAGUGGACUCCCGCAGACGCGAUGAUCGCGGUAAGCGUUCAUGGCGGAUUGACCGUUGCCCUGAUGGGCGCGACGAUUGCGCACUCAGCUAUGCCGCCAGCGUUCCCGAUUAUGGUGAUGCGUCCAACCAGGACAAAGCUGAUCAUUAUUCACGAUGGAGUCAUCACCUUUAAGAAGAAACAGACUACCGCCAGCAGCAAGUUCCAUGAUGGCGAGCUUCCACGAUAUGUGAAGGAGGCCGCAGCUCAGAUGGGGCUAGGGGACAUCGAUGUCCGGUUGCUAGUCCCGGAAAUGCCAGGUGAUGAGAUUCCAGGAAUCAGUAACCUGCUUACAUUGGCCAAGCUGCUGAACGCGGACCCAGAGAACGAUAUUCCGAACUGCCACCUCAUCGUAGUAUGGCGCGGUCUCAUCCCUGGAACGCAAUCAAAGGAAUCGCUGGAGACGAGGCAUUUCGAUACGCUAAUCAGGAUGCUCGUGACGAUCUAG
Molecule: messenger RNA, 7865 nt
Organism: Symbiodinium necroappetens
Lineage: Eukaryota; Dinophyceae; Suessiales; Symbiodiniaceae
Source: the annotation of a GenBank genome assembly